CAUAGGAGCAUCGGGGUUACUAGUACUUGACAGAAGCGCCACCUAGCAAGAUGUUGCAGAAGUGCAGGCUACAGCAACCAUGACGAAGCCCGCCCGAAAUAGCAAAAGGUUGCAUCACAACCACGCAAAACAUAACGCUUAUAAUAAGCUUGAAUUCCCGCUGUUGCGGUGAGAUAGGCGACACAAUAGGUCACGAAGAUGAGCCAGGCAAGAGGGAGAGGCGGAGGGAAAGGAUCGGACCGAGGAGCUGGCCAUAAUGUCAAGCUGUCCAAAUCACUGUCCUACCUGUUGAGACAUGGAGCUGCCAAGAUGGGCUUCGAGCUAGACCCAGGUGGCUUCCUGUAUGUAGAUGAGAUUUUGAGACACCCGCAGUUCAAGCGUUACACCGUGGACGACGUGCAUCAGGUGGUCAAGGACAACGACAAGAAACGGUUUGCUCUGCAGGAGGAGGAGGAGACGGGGAGGCUGCAGAUAAGAGCCAAUCAGGGACACACACUGGAGGUAGAGGAGCUGGAACUAACCCCCAUUACUGACCCUGCCAAGGCCCCGACAGUGGUACAUGGAACCUACCUUAACUGCUGGGACAAGAUCAGAAUUCAGGGUCUGUCCAGGAUGAAGAGGAACCACAUCCACUUUGCACCUGGGGAACCAGGGGAGGAUGGGGUCAUCAGUGGAAUGAGAAGAACAUGUCAAAUUCUGGUCUUCAUUGAUAUUGAUGCAGCCAUGAGAGAUGGGCUGCAGUUUUUCCGUUCUGCCAACAACGUGAUCCUGAGUCCAGGUGAUGAGAGAGGGUUCAUCUCACCAAAAUACUUCCAGCAGGUGGUACAGUCUCGCCCAAGGAGAGUCCUUCCACUGGACGUUCCAUCAUCAUGACAGGGUAGAUCAGCAACAAUGUCCAAAGAAGAGCUUCUGCAUUGCUGAGUUAAAAUGUAGUUUAAUCAAGUUUAAAUGCUCUCAACACGAGAAGAUGUAUUGGGCAGCACCUUCUCCAUUUUAUAGCCCUUAGGGCCACACAG
Molecule: messenger RNA, 1016 nt
Organism: Branchiostoma belcheri (Belcher's lancelet)
Lineage: Eukaryota; Metazoa; Chordata; Leptocardii; Amphioxiformes; Branchiostomatidae
Product: tRNA 2'-phosphotransferase 1-like
Exons: 8
Coding region: 199-873 (224 amino acids)
Biological process (GO): tRNA splicing, via endonucleolytic cleavage and ligation
Molecular function (GO): tRNA 2'-phosphotransferase activity
Source: RefSeq, a predicted model, not a curated record